Molecule: messenger RNA, 4782 nt
Organism: Protopterus annectens (West African lungfish)
Lineage: Eukaryota; Metazoa; Chordata; Ceratodontiformes; Protopteridae
Gene: FASTK
Product: Fas activated serine/threonine kinase
Exons: 10
Coding region: 369-2903 (844 amino acids)
Biological process (GO): regulation of mitochondrial mRNA stability; mitochondrial RNA processing
Cellular component (GO): ribonucleoprotein granule; mitochondrial matrix
Molecular function (GO): RNA binding
Source: RefSeq, a predicted model, not a curated record
CGCAGGCCGCUUACCGUGGUGGGUGCCGGGAAGAUGGUGGAGUGUGGUAUUAUGGCAGUGGUGGCAACGGGGUCAGUUUUUAUCUUUGGUAUAGGGGGUGCUGUGCUCCAUCGGUGCCGGCGUAUUUAGCCAAGUCAGGUGCUUAUAGGGGGUGGGGAAAGCUUGGGUACAGGAGAAGGCUGGAUGAAAAUUGCUUUUUUUCGCUCUUGUCCUGGGGCGGUGGCCGAGAAACAACAGUGCCGGAGUGAUCCUGUUGGGACGGUGGAAGUGUGAGUCUGGAUGCAGUGAGAUAUAGAGGCUGUGGCGAAGAUACGUCUUGGAAUCAUGUUAUCAGUUUCCAAGGCCAUAAGACAUAAGUCGUAUUUAAAAUGCACAGGCUUCCUAGCUGGAUUAGUGUGCUAACAUUCAGGAGUGUUAGCCAAUGUGCUGUAGAAGGACAGAAGGGGACUGACCUAACUAGUCACCUCUGUGUCCUCUGUCCGUCACUGCCAGUCUUCACCUCUGAAACUUUAAACCAAAGAAUGAUGUAUACAGCCCGAUGUUACACCAGCAGACUAAACCAUCGGCCUGUGGGACAUCAAGAACACUAUCAGCUGUACCAGGGGCGGCAUGACGCUCACCGUGGACACCCUCAUUAUCACCAACAACAGUUCUAUUACCACCAAUAUUAUCACACACAGCAUCACUACCAUGGCAAGAAAAAAACGUGGAACUUUAUACAUGAGAAGAUGAGUUAUGAUACAUUUUUUACAAUGAAGAGGUUGAUCGAUCGAUCAAGAACUGUGGAUGAGGUGCUUCGAUGGGUUACUCAGAAUCCAGGGAAAAUUUCAUACAAUCACUACCCAAUUGCCCUGCAGAAAAUUGGACAGAUCCUUCAGCAGGGGGGUACUGGGAGUUGCUUGAAUGGGGACAGCCAUUAUAGCCAAGUCUCAGAGCAGCUGGACUUUCAGACACUUUGCAACUCUAUCAUCAAAGAUUGCUCCAAAUUUGACCACUUCAGCAUUGUCAACUGCCUGUAUGCUGUAGCAGCACUGGGUAGGAAUUUAAUUUUGACAAGUAAUUUUCCCCGUUUAUAUUGGUUACAGUUAUCAGCAGACUUGUUCAGGUCCUUGCAGGAGAAUGGUAAAGAAUUGCAGGACCUAAAACACAUUUAUGUUUCAGUUCCUAAAUUCCAAAGGAAUUACCCAGCUAAAACUCCUUUUGUUAGGAAACAAGUCUGCACUCCUCCUUCCAGAAGUAAAAGGGGUGCUAUGAAACGUACUGCUUCAAAACGCUCUCAACCUGCUCCUGCCCAAAAAACACCUUUUCCAGGCAAUCCAGAGGAGCUCCCAAAGAAGGUGGACAGCAUAACACCAUUCACCAUGGCACUAAUAGCAAAGUACAUUGCCAGACACCGCUUGCGAGAAACCAAACUACUUGAUGCCAUCGCAGAGUUUCUCGUAAAGAAAGGAGAGUACCUUGACAGCAAGGUAAUCCAGAAGCUGGUAUUCCCAUUUAGCAGAAUGAGCUACCGACCAUCUAAUGAGACCAGGUUCUUUGAGGUGCUGGAGUCUGUUCUGGAGCUGAAGGCUAUGAACUCCCCCCUUGCUUCAGUGAACAUCAUCAUGUCUAUGUUUCAGCUGGGACAUUUUCCUAGAGCUGUACUGGAGCAUGUUUUCUCAACUGCUUUCAUCAACAAUGUGAUGAACAGUCCUUAUGCACUAAUUGUUCGACGGUACUUGUCGCUGCUUGACACUGCUGUAGAACUAGAGUACCGAGAUUAUAAGGGCUUGCGGCUUGAGGAACACUAUAAAGUGAUGAUGUUCGAUCAUGCCCUAACUGCAGAUGAGGCUAACCGAAAAUACAGUUACAAAGGACUGGUGGCUGAAGCUCUGAGACAACUGGUGGGAGAGCACUGCUACAAACAGGAUGAGGUCCUUUCCCCUGGAUAUAGCACAGAUUUUUUGCUCUUAGUCAAUGAGUCUGGCACAGUGCUUCACAUUAACAACACAGUUUCUAGUAAAGGUAAUGGUACUCCACUUUGUUCUUCAGUAACCAAUUCAUUACCCAAACCUACUGAAAACACCAGUGGAGAUGUGCAUAGCAGUGUGGCAUCCCUAACUUCUGAGUUCAAGAAGUUCUCCCCAUUUUCUCAUGAAAAUUUUGGUGCUGAAGGACAAGAAAAGGGAGGUGAGGAGAAACUAGAAGUGAAUUUCCUUUCUCACCUUCAUCCUACAUCUGGAACAGUGGGUCGUGGAAACACUGCAACACCUCUUUCAAGUGCACCUAUUGACUAUAACCCAUAUUAUUCUAGCCCAGACUACUACACUAACCUUGCCAAGGAUCAUUCUUUAGAAAGUCAGGAAAGCUCUACCCUUAGUAGUCCUUCCGACUGCCUUACUCAGACAGCUAAUGCCACAGAGUGCUCACCAGUAAUGACUUCUGCAUCCCUCUUCCAGUUCCCCAUUAGGAAGAUUCUCAGUGAGGAUGCCAAGGGUGCUGGACGACCACAGACUCAUGUGCAGGAUCACAGUUUGUUCAACUGUGAGCAGCCUGUUCAUAGCUUUUACAACAGAACUUCAUAUUCAGAAGAUGAGGUGGAGAAAAGGGUGAUGGGACAGGUAGAUGCUUCAAAUCCAACAUCACCCAGCAAGGUCUCCAGUCCCUGUCAGAAGAGCAGCCCUCCAAAAGAGGAUUCUACCUGCAGUGAAAAAGUCAGAAGAGUUGUGAUGUCUGUGAAUGACAAAUGGCAUUAUUGUCACAACUCUGACAUCCUGGUUGGGUCAAGAGCCAUGAGGGAUAGGCACCUUCGUCUGCUGGGAUAUACCAUUUUGCAGCUGCCGUUCCAUGAGCUGGAGAAGUUGAAUGGGAUAGAUGAUGUAAAGCAUUAUCUGCGUCAAAAACUGCUGGAGCUCCAGUUAUGACAGACAAGGACUUUUUUUUUUUUUUUUAACUAUUAAUAUUAUUGUUUUUUAAUGUUAUUUAAAAGAUUUCAACUGUUGGAUGGCUUUGGGCUUUAGAUGGGUAAUUUGUAGGUGGGUGUCUCUUAUACAGUCACUGUUAUCCUUGUGUUGAAGAGCCUUCUAGAGAUAAAUUGUUUGUUUCAUUGUACAGUUGGGUGGGUGUGAAUAUUGGGUAUGGGAUUCUGCUUUGUUUGUUCUUAUGGAAGAUGAAUAUAAAAUUAAUGUUCUGUUUUUAAACAAAGUAAUGAUGCAGCAACUAGAAGGUGGACAUAUUGGGAAUACUGAGGCUUUACUUCUGCAAGAAUUACUUGCCAAAAAGAGAUUGACCUCUUGUUCUCAGUUAUGUAGGUGGAAAGAUUUGUUUGUUCUUAUGGAAGAUGAAUAUAAAAUGAAUGUUCUGUUUUUAAACAAAGUAAUGAUGCAGCAACUAGAAGGUGGACAUAUUGGGAAUACUGAGGCUUUACUUCUGCAAGAAUUACUUGCCAAAAAGAGAUUGACCUCUUGUCCUCAGUUAUGUAGGUGGAAAGAUUUAUUCAGACCUCCUAACACCCCCCCCCCCGGAGGGAAAUGUCACUUGCAAAGUAAGCCUGACCCUCUAUGUGAAGGAUAGUAGCUGCUGUUUGAGAUUUUGGGUAAAAUGAUUUGUGAUGAAUUAUUUGAGGAUCUGGGAGUACAUUUAAUUUAAAAAUGUAUUUUAUCCAAUACUAAGAGCAAUAUAGUUGGGGUGUAGAUGGGGGGGAGGGAUCAGUGUGAACAAUGUAGAAAUCGGAUUGUGACCUCUCUGAACUGUGUUCAUGGAUAGUGUGUGCUAAUUACACCAUCUCUUGAAGACGAUGCAGACUAGAAACGUUUAUCAUCUUUUUUUGAGUUUUUCAUCCUUCAUCAGUGGAUCUCUAAGGUUAAGGGAAUGAAGAAGAAGGAAUGUAAUGUAUCUGCUAAAAUGUUUUGAAGCAGGCUUACAACUGAAGGUUUUAUUGUAAUAUCUUUACUCUUAUGCAGACUCCAUCAGCAAUUACAUUUGCCAUUAUAUAGUUUAGUUCAGAAGAUCCCCUUUAAAUAGUAUUUCAAAUUAAAAGUGAAUUUCACACCAUUCCUUUGCAUAUCAACAGAUGUGUGUACUUAAGAAUGUUUUUUUUUCUGUGGUGGUCAGGAAUCAUGGUCCUCGUCUGUUCUUUUUUAAAGACGCAGUGUCACAUGCACAGGAAUUAUACACUGUUAUUUCAUGCUCACAGGCGUAUAAAUUGUAACAGAUACAAGAAAAAACUUUUCAAAUACAUAAUUCCCAUCUAGUUGUGUGUAUUGACAUCAGAAAACAGGCUACAGAAAUUUUGAUUUCAUGAAUGUAAAGUAUGUUUACUAAUAAAGAUAAAAGUGCAAAUAUCUGGAGAUUGGAGCCCACUGACAAGUUUGUGUGUGUAUGCAUGUUUGCGUACAUGCAUGUGUAGUGCUUCAAUUGCUCUUGGUGAUGGACAUUGUAUUUUCUUCAGUUCACAUAUGCCAUUUUUAGUGUGUUCAUUUAGCAUGUUCAAAUGAGAAAUAAUUGAGAGAAAGUGUGUUUGUCUUUUGUUAACCCACUGAAGAGAGGGUGGUUUGCUGCAUAAUUUAUCCAUCAUUUAUUUAAUUGUCUUUUUUGUUUAUCCUGGUGCAAGCACACACUAAAAAUUAAAAAGUAAUGUUGCAUUGCCUUGCCACCAAUAAAGCAAUAUACACUGACCUAUGUACUUUUUUUCCUGUGUUACUCAGUUUCCUUGAAUAUGAAUGUGAAAUAAUAAUGCACUUUUUGUAAAUGGCUUACACCCCACAUAGAGAUGUAGUGAGCAAAUAAAAGAUGAAUCACUCA